Messenger RNA from Psilocybe cubensis, 597 nucleotides. RefSeq lists its product as uncharacterized. The record is from RefSeq and is a predicted model, not a curated record. Bases 1 to 597 code for a protein of 198 amino acids. NCBI's taxonomy places the organism in Eukaryota, Fungi, Basidiomycota, Agaricomycetes, Agaricales, Agrocybaceae. The transcript has 4 exons. Gene Ontology annotation, biological process: protein targeting to membrane. Gene Ontology annotation, cellular component: cytoplasm; nascent polypeptide-associated complex.
AUGUCCGCCCAUAUCGAGGAAGUUGCAUCCGACCACUCUGACCACGAAGGUCACGACCACCAUGACCAUGACCACGACCAUGACCAUGAGGAAGAUCCCACGUCUGCAGCUGCCCUUGACAAAAUCCAAUCUCGCUCAGAGCGCAAGGCCAGGAAGGCUCUCCUUGGUCUCGGAUUGAAGAAGGUUCCUGGUAUCACCCGGGUGACAUUGAGGAGACCCAAAAAUGUUCUCUUCGUCCUUGCUUCCCCAGAGGUGUACAAGUCGCCAAACAGCGACUGCUACAUCGUCUUUGGUGAGGCUAAGAUCGAAGACAUGAACUCUCAGGCCCAGAUGUCUGCUGCCCAGCAGCUCUCAUCAAGCGGUGCCGGCGCUGCUCCCACCCUCGAGGAAUCUGGCGCUGGUGGAGACGACGACGACGACGAUAUCCCCGACCUGGAGGCCCCAGAAGAUGAUGGCCCUGUGGACGAGACCGGCGUUGACCCCAAGGACAUUGACCUCGUUAUGCAACAGGUCAACUGCUCCCGCGCUAAGGCCGUACGAGUUCUGAAGGAGAGUGGAGGAGACUUGAUCAACGCUAUCAUGGCGGCGAGCGAGUAG